AUGGAUAAAGUAUGUCAAUAUUGUCAGGCGUUGAAAUUUCGAAAUGAAGCUGCCGGUAUGUGCUGCGCAGCAGGACAAGUCGUGCUGCCACCUCUACCCGCUCCGCCAGAACCUUUAUUAUCCCUUCUUGCUGGGAAUUCAGAUGAUUCAAAAUUAUUUUUGCGUAAGAUACGCAAAUUUAAUUCUUGCUUCCAAAUGACGUCAUUUGGGGCAACUAAAAUUUGCGAUCUUGCAUCCGAUGGACGUAAUUUUGAAACUACAUUCAAAAUACAAGGCCAGGUGUACCACAAAAUUGGAUCAUUGAUGCCAAUGCCUGAUGAUAAUCCGAAAUUUCUUCAAAUUUAUUUUAUGGGCAAUUGUGAAGAGCGCGUAACUACUCGGUGUCAGUAUAAUUUCAUUGAACAAGCAGAGGAAAGAGCAAUUGUGAUAUUACUGGAAAAUUUUUUAGAAGAUCAGAAUCAACUACUUCAAUUAAUCAAAAGAGUUUCGCCACGAUUGCAAAAUGACAACUAUCAAAUCGUCAUAAAAGCCGAUAAAGUACCAUUAGGUGAACAUGCUGGUAGAUUCAACGCUCCAACUGUUGAUGAGGUUGCUGUUAUCAUGGUUGGUGAUCCAGUUGACAAAAGAUCUAUAAAAAUUACACGGCAAGACAACACUAUCAGUACGAUUUCGGAUCUACACCGUUCAUAUGAUGCACUACAAUAUCCAUUGAUAUUUUGGCAAGGACAGGAUGAAUAUCACCUUAACAUCAAACAGUGUGAUCCUAAUACCGGUGAUUAUGGAAAUAAAAAAGUUGAAAGCGAACGCUUGCGAUUCAUUCGAUUCAACCAGGCUAAAUUACGAUCGGAAGAAUAUAUUCACUUACGAGAUGCUGUUGCUGGAAACAUCGACGGAAAUUUAAAUCCUAAUGACAUCGGUAAUGCUUUCAUUUUACCUUCAAGCUACAUCGGCAGUCUACGGAACAUGCAGGAAUACAUACAAGACGCGAUGACUUACGUACGUUAUUACGGCCGACCGGAUUUGUUUAUUACAUUUAAAUGUAAUCCGAAUUGGGAAGAGAUACAAACUUUAUUAUUAUCAGGACAACAAGCAAUUCAUCGUCAUGAUAUAACUGCACACUGGCAAAAGCGAGGUUUGCCUCAUGCCCACAUUUUGAUUUGGCUUGAAGAUAAAAUCCGUCCAGAAGAAAUUGAUCAAAUAAUUUCAGCCGAAAUUCCAGACCCAUUAAUUGAUCCAGAAUUAUUUGAUGUUGUCACUAAACACAUGAUCCAUGGGCCAUGCGGUGCUUUUAACAUCACGUCACCAUGCAUGGAAAAUGGAAAAUGUAAGAAAAAUUUCCCAAAGCCGCAUACGAAUGACACUAUCACGGAUGUUGAUGGUUAUCCUAUAUAUCGCUGCAGAAAUACUGAGAAUGGUGGCCACACAUUUACAAUGCGACUGCCGAAUUAUCCAAAUCAAGCAGAAUUUGAUAAUCAGUGGGUGGUACCAUAUUCACCAUUACUUUCAAAAACUUAUAAAGCUCAUAUCAACGUUGAGCUUUGCAGUUCUGUAAAAUCAAUUAAGUACAUUUAA
Cotesia glomerata is the source of this 1572-nucleotide messenger RNA. RefSeq lists its product as uncharacterized. The coding region runs from base 1 to 1572 and encodes 523 amino acids. The record is from RefSeq and is a predicted model, not a curated record. The transcript is spliced from 4 exons. Lineage: Eukaryota; Metazoa; Arthropoda; Insecta; Hymenoptera; Braconidae.